AGUUUCAUUUCUAGAGCUCCAGAAACCUCCGCAGAGACCAGCCUAGUCUGCUGCUAUUCAUUUCCAAACCCCAUCCUAAUCCUGGCCAGUGCAGGCUCCAGAAUGGAGCUGCGACCCUACCAGUGGGAAGUGAUCUUACCUGCUCUGGAGGGCAAGAAUAUCAUUAUAUGGCUGCCCACGGGUGCUGGGAAGACCCGGGCAGCUGCCUUUGUAGCCAAGAGGCAUCUAGAGACGGUAGACAGAGGCAAGGUGGUGGUACUGGUCAAUAGGGUACACCUGGUGAGCCAGCACGCCGAGGAGUUCAGGCGCAUGCUGGAUAAACACUGGACUGUAACAACCCUGAGUGGGGACAUGGGAUCCCGAGCUGGCUUUGGCCUGAUGGCUCGGAGCCACGACCUGCUCAUCUGUACGGCAGAGUUGUUACAGUUGGCACUCAACAGCUCUGAGGAGGAUGAACACGUAGAGCUCAGAGAAUUCUCGCUGAUUGUGGUGGACGAGUGUCACCACACCCACAAGGACACCGUCUACAACACCAUCUUGAGCCGGUACCUAGAACAGAAGCUGAAGAAGGCAGAGCCCCUCCCCCAGGUCCUGGGUCUCACAGCCUCCCCAGGCACUGGAGGGGCCACCAAGCUCCAAGGGGCCAUUGAUCACAUCCUACAGCUUUGUGCGAAUUUGGAUACGUGCCACAUCAUGUCGCCAAAGAAUUGCUACUCCCAGCUGCUGAUGCAUAACCCAAAGCCCUGCAAGCAGUAUGACCUCUGCCAAAGGCGCGCACAGGAUCCUUUUGGGGACUUGAUAAAAAAGCUUAUGAACCAAAUCCACCAACAACUAGAGAUGCCUGACUUGAAGCAACAAUUUGGAACCCAGAUGUAUGAGCAGCAAGUGGUACAGUUGUGCAAGGAUGCGGCAGAGGCUGGACUCCAGGAACAGCGGGUGUAUGCGCUGCAUUUGCGGCGCUACAAUGAUGCGCUAUUUAUCCACGAUACUGUCCGUGCCCGGGACGCCCUUGACAUGUUGCAAGAUUUUUACGACAGAGAACGCACCACAAAAACACAGAUGGUGCGUGCUGAAAGCUGGCUGCUGAAGCUGUUUGAUGACCAUAAAAAUGUGCUGGGCCAGCUAGCAGCUCGGGGUCCUGAGAACCCGAAGUUGGAGAUGCUGGAAAGGAUCUUACUGAAGCAGUUUGGGAGUCCUGGCCACACUCGGGGUAUCAUCUUCACCAGAACCCGUCAGACUGCUUCCUCCCUCCUGCUCUGGCUUCGGCAGCAGCCUUGCCUACAGACUGUGGGCAUCAAGCCGCAGAUGCUGAUCGGAGCAGGGAACACAAGCCAGAGCACACACAUGACCCAGAAAGACCAGCAGGAAGUGAUCCAGGAGUUCAGGGAUGGUAUCCUGAGCCUUCUAGUGGCCACAAGUGUGGCAGAGGAGGGGCUGGAUAUCGCUCAGUGCAAUGUGGUGGUGCGCUAUGGGCUCCUGACCAAUGAGAUCUCCAUGGUCCAGGCCCGGGGUCGUGCUCGAGCUGGUCAGAGUGUGUACUCCUUCCUGGCUACAGAGGGCAGUCGGGAGAUGAAGCGGGAGCUAACCAAUGAGGCUCUGGAGGUGCUGAUGGAGAAGGCUGUGGCUGCUGUACAGAAGAUGGACCCUGAUGAGUUCAAGGCCAAGAUCCGGGACUUGCAGCAAGCAUCUCUAGUUAAGCGGGCAGCACGCGCGGCCCAUCGGGAGAUCCAGCAGGGGCAGUUCCUACCGGAGCACGUGCAACUUCUCUGCAUCAACUGUAUGGUGGCCGUGGGCUACGGGAGUGACCUGCGGAAAGUGGAGGGCACCCACCACGUCAAUGUGAACCCCAACUUCUCGGUCUACUAUACCACCUCCCAGAACCCUGUGGUCAUUAACAAGGUCUUUAAGGACUGGAGACCUGGAGGAACCAUCAGGUGCAGUAACUGUGGGGAGGUCUGGGGCUUCCAGAUGAUCUACAAAUCAGUGACCUUGCCAGUGCUCAAAAUCGGAAGCAUACUACUGGAAACACCUCGAGGGAAGAUCCAGGCCAAAAAGUGGUCCCGGGUGCCUUUCUCCAUACCAGUCUUCGAUAUCCUGCAGGACUGCACACAAAGCCUGUCUGAGCUCUCCCUGGACUGACCCCCUUGUGACUGCAGUACCUAGGUCAAACUGCAGGGGGCAGGAGAGUCCAGCAAGCCAUCCUCCUUCCCCUGGCUAGCACUCUGGUCAGGGUACCCCUUUAUUCUGCUGCAGAGAUCUUAAACACAUUGGAUGGAGUUGGAAGAUGAACGCAGGAGAAUUAUUAUGCCAUGAUGUUCUAAGAACUACAACAUCCCUCCCUUGCCCAAGCACCUUGUAGGUUUUGUUUUUGUUUUUGAGGCUCUUCAUAAAUUAAAGGUGUAGUAGAGAAUA
Molecule: messenger RNA, 2412 nt
Organism: Mus musculus (house mouse)
Lineage: Eukaryota; Metazoa; Chordata; Mammalia; Rodentia; Muridae
Gene: Dhx58
Product: DExH-box helicase 58
Exons: 13
Coding region: 103-2139 (678 amino acids)
Biological process (GO): negative regulation of type I interferon production; cytoplasmic pattern recognition receptor signaling pathway; negative regulation of MDA-5 signaling pathway
Cellular component (GO): cytosol; cytoplasm; Golgi apparatus
Molecular function (GO): hydrolase activity; single-stranded RNA binding; double-stranded RNA binding
Source: RefSeq, marked validated